GUGUGGAUUAUGAGAUGAGGUUAUGUUAUGUUAUGGCUUGCUUGAGAAAAUGUCAGUUAAUAUCACAAUAAUGCUUAUGUCUAUGGCUUUCUGUAUAGUGUCAAUUAACAUCAAAUCACAAUAAAAGAGUGAGGAUUGAAAGUUUAAUACAGUGCAAAUAAUUAUUAUUUAUUAACUUUUCUUUGCUUCUGAAUGAAUGUAAAAUUAAUACAAUGAUGAACGAUGACUGUUGCGAUGAAAGACAGAAAAAUGAACUUGAUGCAUUGAAAAGCAUAUUUGGUGAUGACUUGAUCAAUUUGGCAAACGAUGGUGAUGGUGAUGGUGAUUUACCUUUGCAUAUAUUGCUUAGAUUGAGGCCCUUACAAAGCAGCUCAGGAAAUACUGAGGCUUACGUCAAAUUAAAUUUACGAGUGGAGUGUUCAAAAAAUUAUCCAAAUGAAAUACCACAUUUAUUUCUGGAAAACAUACAAGGUUUAUCUGAUGCUAAUGUAUCGGAAUUAUUAAAUGAAUUGAUAACGUUCAGUGAAAGCCACAAGGGAGAUGAGAUAAUAUUUCAACUGGCACAACAUGCACAGGAAUUUUUGCAUAAACAUAAUGCAAAGCCACCUGGCAGUUUCUAUGAGCAAAUGUUGUAUCAGCAGAAGUUACGACAAGAAAAUGAUACGUAUAUAGCCAGUAUUCAAGAAAAAGAAAAGAGGCAAGAGUUAGAAAAUAAGAUAUUAAAAAGAAGAGAAAUUUUAAAAAAUGAGGAGGUAAAGGAUGCUAUGUCUCUUAAAAGCUUAAAUGAUAAAGAUGACAGGUGUACGAAAAGUUCUGAAGAAUCUGCUCAACUACUUAAAAUAAAUAAAUGCCAAAAACAUCAAUUCACACUGGAAAUAGAAUUAUCAAACAGGCGAAAAAUAAUUAGAGGCUGCUGCGUAGAUCAUUCUGAACUAAAUAUUACUACUUACAUUGCUCUGGAUUUGUGCACUGGAGAUCCUUUACUAUUAACAGAAUACAUAGUAGAUUGUACCCCGGCUGUUGAAAAAAGAUAUUGUAAUGCUCAAAAUCUUAAGGAAGCUUCACUUAAUUACAUGAACCAAUUGCUAAUAAAUAUAGAGCCGCAUUUGAAUAAACUAAUUCAUUUAAGGCAUGCUAACAUUGUACCAUAUGAAGAUUACACAUGUUGUUUAAGAAACAAUUCUAUAAUAAUUUACUUGCUGCAGCCCUUUUUAGUAUAUUCAAAGAUGAUCGAUACUGGAGCUCAUGAUUUGGCUGAACAAUUAUUGAAAGCUUUAUCUUAUCUACAUGCAAAUAACAUUUCACAUGGAAAUUUGAUAGAGAAAUCUGUAAUAGUUGAUUCAACAGGGUGUGUUCGAUUAAAGGAUUUUGGAACUCAAUUAAUAAAUUGUUCAUUGGAUACGCCAAUCAAUCUACAAAAAGAUAUAUACGAUCUUGGAGAAAUGUUGAAAAAGUUGGCAUAUGUGGAAAAUGAUCCUGAUUUAUGGCAUUUUAUCAAAGCAUGCCAGUAUGCCGAUCAACGUACAUCAGCAGAUAUUUUAUUACAACAUCAAUACAUAUGUUUGGAAAAUACAUAUAAAAUAAAUCAACUCUCAAUGCCAAGCCCAGAGCCAAUAAUUAAAGAGAAUUUAGCUCUUAAUUGUCUUCAAAAUUCCAACAAAUCAAGGAUAUUAUCUGAAUUUACAGAAAUAAUGAAGAUUGGUAAUGGCGCAUUUGGCGAUGUUUUAAAGGUGCGCAACAAUUUAGACGGAAGCGUGUAUGCUAUAAAGAGAAUUCCAUUAAAUCCAAGAAAUAAACAAUUAUAUGGUAAAAUAACUCGUGAAGUUAAACUGUUAUCAAAAUUAUAUCAUGACAACGUUGUUCGGUACUAUAACAGUUGGAUAGAAACAGCUAAAAUGGAGGAUUCCAGAAAUUUGAACUAUGUUGAUAUAAAUGAUGAAAAGUCGUGGUCAGUUACAUAUGAAGCUCGAAAAUCGCAAACAUCGGCUAACAGCAGCGUUGAAGACGGCAGUGACAGUGAUGAUUACAUUACGUUUUUGCACGGUUCGAAGUCUAGCUGCUUAUCAACAUAUUCUACGGAUAUGGAUUCAAAAGGAGAGCAAAACUUACAGUUUAGAUUUAAUAAUAAAGAUGAAAUGCAAUAUAUGUAUAUUCAAAUGGAAUUUUGUGACAAGAGCACUUUGAGAACUGCAAUCGAUGAUGGUCUAUCAAUGAAUGCCGAUCGGUGCCGGCGAUUAUUCCGUGAGAUAAUUGAAGGUUUGGCGCAUAUUCACCAACAAGGAAUGAUACAUAGAGAUCUAAAACCCGUUAAUAUAUUCAUUGAUUCCCGAGAUCACGUCAAAAUUGGAGAUUUUGGUCUAGCCACUACCUCUGUUAUUGCACGCAACGUAGAAUCACAAAUACAACCCAAGGAGAAAAAAUACGUGAAAAAAAAUGUUACUUCAAAUACCAAUAUUUCUCUAACUGGACAAGUUGGAACCGCUCUGUAUGUUGCCCCAGAAUUGCUACAAUCUGGACAGAAGGUGCAAUAUAAUGAAAAGGUCGACAUAUAUUCCUUGGGAAUUAUUUUAUUCGAAAUGAUUUAUCCAUUUAAAUCUAUGAUGGAAAGAGCAAAGGUGUUGCAAGGAUUGCGCUUACCGACUAUCUUAAUGCCCACUGAUGUUCCUGAACGAUUUCAGCAGCAAAUUCCGCUGAUUAAUUGGUUAUUGAAUCAUGAUGCUUUACAAAGACCUUCUUCAUCUGAGCUACUUGUGAGUGAUUUGGUGCCGCCCGUUCGACUGGAAGAUCGUAAUUUGUUUGAAAUGAUAAAACUCGUGUUAAACAAUCCGAAGGGCAAGCCUUAUAAACAUCUCGUAGUAAAAUGUCUGGAACAAAGAAAUGACGAAUCUUUAGAUAUUACAUAUCAUGUAGAUGAAAAUUCAAAAAAUCUAUCAGCCCAAUGGAUUGUGAAAAAAAUCAUAACAGAGGUUUUCCAAAAGCACGGUGCGAUAGAUGUUUCAACGCCGCUCUUAACCCCUGCAAAUUUGGAUAAUGAUCUACAAGAUUCCUAUGUGAAGCUAAUGACACACAACGGAUGUGUCGUUAUACUGCCAGCAAAUUUGAGACACGUGUUUGCCCGAUAUGCAGCAUUUUGUGAUUUAAGAAGUAUCAGGCGUUUUGCAAUUUCGCAUGUGUACUCCGAAAGACGUGUGUUCGGAUUUCACCCCCGUCAGAAUCUUGAAUGUGCAAUGGACAUAUUAAUGCCAGUAUCGACUGAACAAGACUUUGAUCAUACUCUGUUAUUAGUACAAGCGGAACUCAUAUCCAUUGCUUCCGAAGUAGUCGCCCAUUUUCCAGCGCUACAACAAUCGCACCGUAGUAUGAAAUUGCAUUUAAAUCAUAGCGAUUUAAUACAAGCAGCUCUGAUUUAUAGUUCGGCACCUAAAGAUAAAAAAAAACAAAUCUUUGCAUUGUUAAAUGACUACAGGGGAAAUAAAAUUAAUAAAUAUUCAGUUCAAAUGUUUCUAUGCGGCCUGGGAAUAAGGUCGAGCAAUUUGAAUUUAUUAGAUUUCAUUGAUUCGGAAACAAUAAUUGGAAGCGAUUGUCAGAUUUCUACCAAUACUGUUUUAGGCAUUCUUCUUAAGGCGCGUGGAGAAGUUGGGAAGCAAGUAAAAGAUGCCAUUGCUCAAAUUGAAUCAGUUGCUAAAUUGGCUUUAUAUUUCGGUGUUCAGUGCUCAAUGUACAUACAUCCUGGAUUUAAGUUUGAUACUGAGGAACGUGGAUUGUCAUGGCGUCUCAUAUGCGAUGGUGAAUGCCGAAAAAGUUGCAAAGGUGAUGUACCGGUUACGGUUUUAGCAGUUGGGGAACGAUAUGAUCAACUUCUAUAUAAAUUGAGGCAGCGUUAUGGUCAGUUCAGUACAGAAGAUGGAAUUAUAGCAUUGGGUGUUACACUAUAUCCUGAAAACUUUCUACAAACUAUUAUUAGAGAGUCAGAAAAUGUUGCUCUAACAUCACUUAAAGAGAGAGAUACUUUUGUUGCUGCCAACGAUCCAUAUCUACUGAAAGAUGCCGCACAGAUACUACGUAGAUUGUGGGUAUGCGGUAUAAAGGCGAGCCCUCUAAUAAGUUCGCAUGUAAUAACGGAGGAUGAAUUAUUAAUGUAUUCUCAUUGCUGUUUGAUAAUACCAUGUGGAGGUGGAGAGGCUAUAAUUAAAUAUUUUGAUAACGAAAGAUUUCAAGAAAAGAAAAUGGCUUUACCAGAAAUAUGCGAAUAUAUUCUGCGCUCCGUCAGCAAUACGGCUAAUGAUGAACUAACUGGCGCAUAUACGUUUCCAUGUAAUUAUGAUGAAGGCGGCCCACAAUUAAAUAUACUGAUUGUACCAAACGAGAGAAUCUAUGCAAAUCAGAGGCGGAGAUAUGAACAUCAAGCGAAAUGUCAUAUGUCACGAGCUCUCUCAAGAUUAAAUUCUCGAUGCAGUGUGCAAGUAUUUUGUCUAAAUUUGCGAAGCAAUGAGAUGACGACAUUGGCUGAUAAAAUAUACGAUGCUAGGGGAGAAAGAGCAUUAAAUGAGGCUGUUUUAGAAACAAUUGAAUUAUAUCCCAAAUUAAAGAAAUAUUUGUUGGAAGUUGCGGAGAAAAUUUUGUCUGUUCUUUCUGAAGCUGAAAAUUCUGUUCUAGCUUUUUACAGUCUUCUGUCUUAUACAUAUCGCAUAUUGCUAUGA
Molecule: messenger RNA, 4700 nt
Organism: Ctenocephalides felis (cat flea)
Lineage: Eukaryota; Metazoa; Arthropoda; Insecta; Siphonaptera; Pulicidae
Gene: Gcn2
Product: eIF-2-alpha kinase GCN2
Exons: 31
Coding region: 213-4700 (1495 amino acids)
Biological process (GO): regulation of translational initiation by eIF2 alpha phosphorylation; DNA damage checkpoint signaling
Cellular component (GO): cytosol
Molecular function (GO): eukaryotic translation initiation factor 2alpha kinase activity; protein binding; ATP binding
Source: RefSeq, a predicted model, not a curated record